This is a messenger RNA of Aureobasidium vineae, 1509 nucleotides long. NCBI's taxonomy places the organism in Eukaryota, Fungi, Ascomycota, Dothideomycetes, Dothideales, Saccotheciaceae. The record is from the annotation of a GenBank genome assembly.
AUGGCUACGGCCACUUGCACCACCACCAUGACCGACUCUCACGAAGAGCCCGCCCUUUGCUCAACCUCAAGCGGUCGCCCUGGCCUACGCGUUAGAGACGGCCUUAAGAAGCGUCGCCAUUCUUCCUACGUCCCCCAAUCCUGGUCCGCUGAUCACGACGACAUUCAACUACUGGUCGACCGUUUCCUCAAAGAACUGGGCCAUCGUCUGGAGUUCCUUGACUCGUACGGCCACUUCAAAAUCGACUCUGGCAUCGAUCGCGCAUACAGUACUCUCCAUGCCGUCCACGAAUCUUGCAGCAAGGUGUCGGACGAGGUCAUGGAUGCGGGCAGACGGCGUGCCAAAAUCAUGGUCGACGUUCUCGAUGACCGAUAUCGGGGCGCGUUGGCAAAGAAAGAGACCUUGGAGAACAAAGUCCGCGAGGGUGUCCGUUUGAUGGAAGAGAUACUUCGCGACUUUGAGACUCGUGCUUAUGCUAUGCGCGAUGCCGGCCUAGGAGCAGUUGCCUCGGACCUCAUGGACUCUGGAAGGAGGAAGAUGGACGAGGGGAUUCACAUUGCUACCGAGCUGGUGGAUGAGGGUAUUGACAAGGCUCGCCGUGCAAAGGAGGCUGUCAAGGAUGCUGUCAAGGCCAAGAUCGACGAAGCCGUCAAACGCGCAAAGGAGCAAGGCCUCAUCACGUACCACGACCUACCGGACCCUUGGAGGAUCAACCCGCAUAUCACUCGUGGCUACCGCUUCUGUGAGACCAAGGUCGACUGCUUGCGCUCUUGUCUGUCCCUUUCCAACGAGACGGUCAACAUUUAUUCUCACUUCCUAGGUCUGCUGAUCGUACUUUCUAUCGCAUUCUACUUCUAUCCUACCUCGGCCCAUUUCUCCAUGUCGACAAAGUCGGACAUAUUCAUUGCUGCCGUCUUCUUCUUUGCUGCGUCAAAGUGCCUGGUCUGCAGUACUGUAUGGCACACCAUGAACUCUAUUUCCAACCAAACUCUUAUGGAGAGAUUUGCUUGCAUUGACUACACCGGCAUAUCCUUAUUGGUAGCCGCGUCGAUCAUGACUACAGAGUACACAGCUUUCUAUUGCGAACCCAUCAGUCGUUGGAUCUACAUGUCUCUGACAGCCGCCCUGGGCGUCGGUGGUGUAAUUCUCCCCUGGCAUCCAACCUUCAACCGUAACGAUCUCGCAUGGGCCCGCGUCGCUUUUUACGUUACUCUUGCAGGUACUGGUGGUCUGCCCGUAAUUCAGCUCAUCUACACUCGUGGUGUGAGCUGGGCAGUAUACUUCUACACGCCCAUCUUCAAGAGCUUGUUUGUGUACCUCACCGGCGCGAUACUAUAUGCUGCCAAGGUCCCUGAACGCUUCGCUCCAGGCUUCUUCGACUACUUUGGUGGUAGCCACAACAUCUGGCAUUUUGCUGUACUUGGUGGUAUCUUGUUCCACUACAGCGCAAUGCAGAGCUUCUUUGGAGACGCUUUCCGCCGGGCAGAGAGUCAAUGCACUGUCUACUAG